Messenger RNA from Budorcas taxicolor (takin), 1368 nucleotides. RefSeq names its product alkylglycerol monooxygenase (gene AGMO). Gene Ontology annotation, biological process: lipid biosynthetic process. Gene Ontology annotation, cellular component: endoplasmic reticulum. The record is from RefSeq and is a predicted model, not a curated record. The transcript has 13 exons. Bases 1 to 1338 code for a protein of 445 amino acids. Lineage: Eukaryota; Metazoa; Chordata; Mammalia; Artiodactyla; Bovidae. Gene Ontology annotation, molecular function: iron ion binding; oxidoreductase activity.
AUGAAGAACCCAGAAGCCCAACAGGAUGUUUCGGUUUCCCAGGGGAUUCGCAUGAUGUUUUAUGUGAUGAAGCCCAGUGAAACGUCAUUCCAAACCCUGGAAGAGGUGCCUGAUUAUGUACGGAAGGCAACUCCAUUGUUCAUUUCCUUGAUGCUGCUUGAGCUGGUUGUUGGCUGGAUUCGCAAAGGGAAGCCACCAGGUGGUUUGGAUGAUGCCUUAGCAUCUUUGUCUGCUGGCAUUAUGUCUCGGCUUCCGAGGUUGUUUUACAGGAGCAUUGAGCUGACUAGUUAUGUUUAUAUCUGGGAGAACUACAGAGUCAUUAGUUUGCCUUGGGAUUCUCCAUGGACUUGGUAUUUAACUUUCUUGGGAGUUGACUUUGGUUACUACUGGUUCCACCGUAUGGCUCAUGAGGUUAACAUUAUGUGGGCUGGUCACCAAACACACCACAGUUCUGAAGGCUAUAACUUAUCCACAGCACUGAGACAAUCCGUCCUCCAAAUUUACACUUCCUGGAUAUUCUACUCUCCCCUGGCCCUCUUCAUACCACCUUCAGUAUAUGCUGUUCAUCUUCAGUUCAAUCUCCUCUACCAGUUUUGGAUCCAUACAGAGGUCAUCGAUAACCUUGGUCCUUUGGAACUGAUUCUUAAUACUCCUAGCCAUCAUAGAGUUCAUCACGGCAGAAACCGUUAUUGUAUAGACAAAAAUUUUGCUGGAACUCUUAUUAUAUGGGAUAGAAUUUUUGGGACGUUUGAGGCAGAAAAUGAAAAAGUUGUAUAUGGUCUAACACAUCCCAUUAAUACAUUUGAACCUUUCAAGGUGCAGUUCCAUCAUUUAGUUAACAUAUGGACUACAUUCUGGGCCACGCCUGGGUCGUUCAAUAAGUUUUCUGUCAUAUUUAAAGGACCAGGAUGGAGUCCAGGUAAACCAAGACUUGGACUGAUUGAAGAAAUCCCAGAGGUCGAGGGGAAAGAAGUUCCUUUCUCAUCAUCGGCCUCUCAGCUAUUGAAGAUAUAUGUAGUGGUACAGUUUGCUCUGAUGCUGGCAUUUUAUGAAGAGACCUUUGCAGAUAAAGCUGUACUAUCUCAGGUCACUCUCCUUCUGAGGGUUUGCUUCAUUAUCCUGACUUUGACCUCCAUUGGAUUUCUUUUGGAUCAAAGACCUAAGGCAGCUGUUCUGGAAACUUUCCGUUGCUUGGUGUUCCUAAUGCUCUGUAGAUCAGGUCAUCUGAAACCUUGCAUCUCUUCUUUGUCAUUUGCUUUUGAGAUUUUUUUUUCCAUCUGCAUUGCUUUCUGGGGAGUAAGGAGUGUGAAGCAACUUGUCUCAGACCCUUGGAGAUAACUUACGUUUGUACACAAUUCUCUUGUUUUA